UCCAGCCUCACCGCUCAUUCACCGUGGGCCGCUGCUUAUUACCUCCUCUACGAUCUUUGCUUUGGGGUGCUGCCUCUGCUGGUUGAUCGUAUGUGGAAGACUGGCACUGGAGAAGUCGCUGUUGCGAGCUCUAGAUUGACCAUUUUCUCUGCACAGGGUACAAUCAGAUUCGGCUUGUGGAGUCUCGCAGUUGUCAGUGGCCUGUGUGAGGGUGAAGUUCCAGCUGCUGGGUUGUGCAGGUGCUAGCAUUGGGUACACGCGCCUCCCAAUCGGAUUGCUGCAAACAGCAAGAGGGAAGGAUCUACACAUUGCGAAGGUGUGUAUGUGAAACGCAGGAGAUAUGAGUGGGUUCAGGACUUUUGCUACGACUUUGAGUGCUUCAGGGUGACUGGAAGAUAUGCGUUGUUACCAGCAUUGCAGAUGGUGAUCAUACCCAGUUGAGUGUGGGCGAAUAAAGAGGGCUGAGAUCAUCAGCUUGUAGAGGCUUUGUGUGUGCGGCGAUUCUUAAUCUGUUCCAACGAAAUGGCGGAUAGCUUCAGUGAAGGGACGUUUCCGGUCCUGGUUGACCAACUGAUCAACCUUUGGUUGAGCGUGAGGGGUCCCAUCGUGGCCCCUAUUCUCCAAUUCGCCAUCAAUGUUUGCCUAGUGAUGGUGACAAUGCUUUUCAUCGAAAGGAUUUUCAUGUGCGGAGUGAUGAUUUUCGUGAAGCUGCUCGGGCGCACACCCGAGACCCAAUUCAAAUUCGAGCCCAUUGGAGAUGAUUUGGAGCUUGCUAAUACGGCGUUUCCUAUGGUGCUGGUGCAGAUUCCUAUGUUUAACGAGCGUGAGGUGUACCAACUGUCCAUACAGGCGGCGUGUGGAUUGUCAUGGCCUGGAGACCGGAUGAUCAUUCAAGUUCUGGAUGAUUCUACGGAUCAGACCAUCAGGGAACUCGUGCAGAUGGAAUGCCAGCGAUGGGCCAGUAAAGGCAUCAAUAUUAAGUAUGAGACUCGCCCCAACCGAAAAGGGUACAAAGCCGGAGCGCUGCGACAGGGCAUGAAGCAUCCGUAUGUGAGCAUGUGCGACUACGUGGCUAUUUUCGAUGCCGACUUCCAGCCCGAGCCGGAGUUCCUGCACCGCACUGUGCCGUUCCUUGUCCACAACUCGAAUCUCGCGCUUGUCCAAGCUCGCUGGAAGUUUGUGAAUGCCAAUGAAUGUCUGAUGACAAAGAUGCAAGAGGUUUCUUUGAACUAUCACUUCUCCGUGGAGCAGAGGGUUGGGUCGGCCACUUAUGGAUUCUUCGGAUUCAAUGGCACUGCGGGAGUAUGGAGAAUCCGUGCCAUGGAAGAAGCAGGUGGCUGGAACGAUCGCACCACUGUUGAAGACAUGGACUUGGCAGUGCGUGCCAGUAUGUGUGGCUGGAAGUUCGUGUACAUCCACGACCUUGAGGUGAAAAAUGAACUGCCAAGUACAUUCAAGGCGUUCAGGUUCCAACAGCACAGGUGGUCGUGCGGUCCAGCCAAUCUUUUCCGCAAGGUGCUCCCAUCCAUCUUGAAGAACCAGAAGUUGAAAUUGUGGAAGAGGUUGCACAUGAUCUACGCCUUUUUCUUUGUGCGGAAGAUUGUGGCUCAUAUCGUGACCUUCACCUUUUAUUGUUUGGUGAUCCCUGCCUCGGUGUUGGUCCCCGAGGUCGACCUUCCAUUCUGGGGGGCUGUGUACGUUCCGUCGAUCAUCACUCUGCUCAAUGCCAUCACCACCCCCAAGUCACUGCACUUAUUGGUUUUCUGGAUUCUGUUCGAGAAUGUGAUGUCGCUGCACCGGACGAAGGCGACGAUAAUUGGUUUGUUUGACAUCGGUAACGUGAAUGAGUGGGUGGUGACUGAGAAGCUCGGAAACUUGAUGAAGUACAGGUCCGCCAAGUACGGCAAGAAAUACACUCUGCAACGCAUGGCAAGCAAUGUGCUGGCCAGGGGGUGGAGGAUGUCUGAGAGGAUGCACAUUUUGGAGUUGUGGACAGGAGGCUUCCUGAUGUUCUGCGCAGCAUACGAUUUUUACUUCCAGGGCAAGAACCAUUUCUACGUGUAUCUGUUUUUGCAAUCUUUCGCAUUUAUUAUCAUGGGUCUUGGCUACGUGGGUACUUUCGUCCCACAAUAUUCAUAGAUAGAUCCAAAACGAGAUCGUCGAAACCAUAUCCAAUUUUCCAAGCAUCAAUCGGGUGUGUGAGGUGUGCUGCACCAUGCAGGUGACUAGCUUAGUAGAUAUAAAUUUGUGGGUGGCCCUGCCACGGCAACCCUGUAAGAUAAAUAGAGCCUUCAAUAAAACCACUACCAGAAGUUCAAAUGCAAGUCAACUUCUCUGCGUUGAACUCGAAUUUAGUUGCCUGCGUUGUGCAGCUGUAAGAGCAUUCUUGUAAAGGUUAGUGGAUUGAGUUAAGGAUGAUUCAAUCAUCUUACUGAUACACGUAUUGGCAGAGUGGUUAAGGUACUGCUUACACUUGAAUCUUCUACAGAUAUUGGAGGGUAGGUUUCGGACCAGUAUUAUAGGGUUUUGCAGCUUGUGGAGGAAGCCGCAUGUGAAAAUGUCAGGGCAACCCCCAAAAAAAAAAUUCAAGAAAAAAGAGCGGAACUCACUUGAGAGACCGACCAAAUUUGACCAGCUAUUCGAGUGCAAUACGUCUGACUACAGCACAGAGUGCGUAAGCACUUAAAAAUCUCUUAUCACCGAAGUGGACUAACCUGGAAGACAUCAGCUACAGAUCAUUGGAUACAGCUCAUUGGUGGAAUUUCUCUGCCAGCCAUGGUUUUCAUGCUGCACUCACUUCUACAACCUUGUGUACAAUUGUUGCAACUUUUGAAAAUCCAAGACCAUCCCAUCAGUGGCACAUUGCUACUGCUGCCUCCUUGCAAUUGGCAAAAGUGGCAGAUGAAGGAUAAUUAUUA
This is a messenger RNA of Physcomitrium patens, 2918 nucleotides long. Its product is annotated as glucomannan 4-beta-mannosyltransferase 9. Lineage: Eukaryota; Viridiplantae; Streptophyta; Bryopsida; Funariales; Funariaceae. The record is from RefSeq and is a predicted model, not a curated record. Gene Ontology annotation, cellular component: Golgi apparatus. Gene Ontology annotation, molecular function: mannan synthase activity.